CGAGGCAUCAGUGGCUCCCAUGGAUUAAUAACCCUUCAUCAAAAAGAAACUCAAUGACACCAACCAAGCAGGAACGUGAAAUAGCCUCAGAUGGCGCCAACACCAAGAAACCAGUUACAGGUCACCAACUUGGAACCAUUGCAGGUCUCUCCACACUCUGCUUGGUGUUGCUUGUGACCAGCAUAGCACUUACUAUCUUGUAUAACCAGGAAUCAGACAACAAGCCUGAGUGGAAUAAUCUUCUCUUCGACUACCAGAACAUCAGCGACUACUACCUCACUGCUGCCAAUGCAAACAUUGAACUGAGAAGAGAUAACCAAAAAUUAAAGGAGCACAAUGCCUGGCUGGAUGAACAGGCCAGGCUCCUCAAUAGAAGCCUCACUAAACUCACUUCCAUGAACCAGGCCUUGAGUUUGGAAAGCACACAGCUACAGGAGGAAAUUGCAAAUCUAACCUCAAUAAACUCAGAGCUCACACAAGACCACAACCAGCUGGUGCAGCACAGCACCGAGCAGGAGGAAAAGAAAUUGAACAUGUCCCAGUCUAUUGCCUAUCUGAUCACCUCCCACACCCGGCUGGAAGAGGAGCGACAGAGCCUUUCGGCGACAAACGUCAUUCUGAGUGAUGAGCUGUUUCAGGUGAAGGAAAAGAAUCGAGAGCUCAAGGAACUGAGUGACAGCUUCCGGGGAGAAAUCCAACAUCUCAGCGAGAGAACUGAAGCAGACGCCUUGCUGAGGGACGAUUGUGAGAAGGCAUCACAAAACAACAUGCAGCUCCAGGAGGCAGUCGCAGAGCUUCAACAGCAAAAGAGAGACGUGAGCGCCCUGCUGGAGCAAGAGGGGCAGCAUGCAGCAGAGCUAGAGAAAAGCAGGAGAGAGGAGAUGGACUUGAUGUUGGCAGACAUGCAUUCAGUGAAGGAGGCCUAUCGCUCUCUAGACCUCUACUGCCCUGUGGUGAAUCAGAGGACUAAUGAGCGGAUUUGCAAAAAAUGUCAUGAUAGCUGGACGCUCUUCCAGACCAAGUGCUACUACUUUUCCUCUCGCAUGCUCACCUGGAGGUCCAGCAGAGCCUGGUGCAAGACACAAGGGGGUGACCUGGCCAUCAUUGACAAUAAACAGGAACAGAAUUUCAUUUUUGCCACCAGCCAGGCUGUGGACCAGACCAACACCAGGCUGUGGAUCGGCAUGACAGAUGCAGAGAAGGAAGGUGAAUGGCAGUGGGUGGAUGGCAGCCCAGUGACUUCAGAUCUGCAGUUUUGGCUGAGCAGACCAGGACAUGGGACUGAGCCUGAUGACUGGAAGUCAGAUAAUCCUUUAGGAGAGGACUGUGGACAUAUUGAUACCAGAGAAAGAGCGCUCGCUUCCUGGAUGGAUGGCUCCUGUAACACCCCUUAUAGAUGGAUCUGUGAAAAGAAUGUUUAAAAUGCCCACGAUUUUUUUUCUCAUAUUGUAAAUAUACCACAAAUGAUUUGAA
Messenger RNA from Myripristis murdjan (pinecone soldierfish), 1473 nucleotides. Its product is annotated as C-type lectin domain family 4 member M-like. Bases 54 to 1421 code for a protein of 455 amino acids. The transcript is spliced from 6 exons. The record is from RefSeq and is a predicted model, not a curated record. NCBI's taxonomy places the organism in Eukaryota, Metazoa, Chordata, Actinopteri, Holocentriformes, Holocentridae.